Calliphora vicina (urban bluebottle blowfly) is the source of this 981-nucleotide messenger RNA. It is a transcript of the gene Ufsp1, whose product is annotated as UFM1 specific peptidase 1. The record is from RefSeq and is a predicted model, not a curated record. The coding region runs from base 114 to 845 and encodes 243 amino acids. Lineage: Eukaryota; Metazoa; Arthropoda; Insecta; Diptera; Calliphoridae. The transcript has 2 exons.
ACAAGUACGAUUGAAAAACUAAUCAAAGAAUUUAAAGUCCAAGAAAGAAAAUAUUGAAAAAUCAACGAGAGAAAAAAACGCAACAAACGUAUAACAACAAAAGAAAACCUUCAAUGGAUCAGCAUACAGUCAAGGAUGAAGCGAAGGCUAUUGUGCCAAAAACCUAUAAAUACGAGUUGCUGCAUAAUUUAAUCGAGCAUAUACCUCUGCCUUCUUGCUCAAACUCAUUAGCAAAAAAUGCAAAUGACGGUAGCGUUAGUGGCCAAACAUAUUUAACACGUGGUGACUUCUAUUACUACCAUUAUGGAUGUGAUGGACACCUAGAUCAAGGUUGGGGUUGUGCCUAUCGAACUCUACAAACUAUGAUCUCUUGGAUAUUGAAUAAAGGGUUUUGUAACACUCAGUUAAAUGUUCCCAGUUUGCGGGAAAUACAAGAGACAUUGGUACGCAUUGAAGAUAAACCUAAAGGUUUUGUGUGUUCUCGUGACUGGAUUGGUGCUUUGGAAGUGUUUUAUGUUGUUGAUUCUCUGUAUGAUGUACCUUGUAAAAUUAUUCAUAUUACACGUAGUGAAGAAUUAAACGACUAUGUUGAUACAUUAAUUUCAUAUUUCAAUGACUAUGGCGGUUUUGUUAUGAUGGGUGGUGAUAUGGAUGCUGCAUCAAAGGGUAUAGCAGGAGUGCAUACUAAUGGCAAGGAUACGUAUCUUUUAAUAGUGGAUCCCCAUUAUUCUGGUGUGCCAGCAUCCAUACACGAUCUCAUUAAAGACGGCUUUAUACGUUGGCAAAAUAUUAAAGAAUUUGUGGAUAGUUCCUUUUAUAAUAUCUGCUUACCAUACCUUAAAUAAGAUAUGAUACAUUAAUUAUACUACUUAUACACAUUCAUAAUAUUAAAUAUACAUAUAAAGAUAAAGACAAUAAAAUAAAACACAAUUAAUAAAGGAACUGUUAGCAAAUUCUUUAUUAACAAAAACAUGAACUAAA